AAAAUGAGUAUCAAUCUGACAACAAACCUGAGCUUUGGGACUCUGCUGACUGACUCUGAGGAAAAACAAAGAAAUGGGCUUUCUAGAACAGGUCACACGGUUGUGGCAGUAUUCCUGGGUUUAAUACUUAUUUUGGGUUUCGUCAAUAACUUCAUUGUGCUCGUCCUCUUCUGCAAGUUUAAAGUCCUUCGAAAUCCUGUGAACAUGCUUUUGCUGAACAUCAGCAUCAGUGACAUGCUGGUUUGCCUUUCAGGUACCACAUUGAGUUUUGCAUCCAGCAUCCGAGGCAGGUGGAUUGGAGGAUACCAUGGGUGCAGGUGGUAUGGUUUUGCCAACUCUUGUUUUGGUAUUGUGUCUCUGAUUUCCCUGGCCAUCCUAUCUUACGAGCGCUAUAGGACCCUCACCCUAUGCCCCAGACAAGGGGCAGACUAUCAGAAGGCACUACUGGCUGUUGCUGGCUCAUGGAUGUAUUCUUUGGUCUGGACUGUACCACCUCUGAUUGGCUGGAGCAGUUAUGGAACUGAGGGAGCAGGGACAAGCUGUUCAGUGCACUGGACCUCGAAGUCUGUCGAAUCUGUGUCAUACAUCAUGUGUCUCUUCAUCUUCUGCCUGGUCAUCCCCAUCCUGAUUAUGUUCUACUUCUAUGGACGACUUCUAUAUACAGUCAAGCAGGUUGGGAAAAUCAGGAAGACUGCUGCUCGGAAAAGAGAAUAUCAUGUCCUCUUCAUGGUGGUCAUGGCUGUCAUUUGCUACCUAAUUUGCUGGGUACCAUAUGGGAUGAUUGCAUUACUUGCUACAUUUGGCCCCCCAGGAGUGGUGUCACCGGUGGCCAAUAUUGUACCAUCAAUUUUGGCAAAGAGCAGCACUGUAUGCAACCCAAUCAUCUAUAUACUUAUGAACAAACAGUUCUACAAGUGUUUCCUCAUCCUCUUCCACUGCCAACCUGCUUCACCAUGCCCCUCUAAGGUCACAGUGAUUCAGCUGGGCCAAAGGAAGAACAAGGAAGCGUCACAUACUGUUCAAGACCUUCCUGAAGUCAGCAGAAAGCAGUUGUGCCUCCUGAGCCCAGAGUGCAGUGUGGCCCCAGCCUCAGAACACCCACCAGAGAAGAUGGACGAGACUCCUUUGUCUGAAUAA
This is a messenger RNA of Vombatus ursinus (common wombat), 1137 nucleotides long. Its product is annotated as vertebrate ancient opsin-like. Bases 4 to 1137 code for a protein of 377 amino acids. Gene Ontology annotation, biological process: G protein-coupled receptor signaling pathway; visual perception. The record is from RefSeq and is a predicted model, not a curated record. The transcript has 4 exons. Gene Ontology annotation, cellular component: photoreceptor outer segment; membrane. Gene Ontology annotation, molecular function: G protein-coupled receptor activity. NCBI's taxonomy places the organism in Eukaryota, Metazoa, Chordata, Mammalia, Diprotodontia, Vombatidae.